Messenger RNA from Cervus elaphus (red deer), 2467 nucleotides. RefSeq names its product hes family bHLH transcription factor 7 (gene HES7). Bases 807 to 1481 code for a protein of 224 amino acids. Lineage: Eukaryota; Metazoa; Chordata; Mammalia; Artiodactyla; Cervidae. The transcript has 6 exons. The record is from RefSeq and is a predicted model, not a curated record. Gene Ontology annotation, cellular component: nucleus. Gene Ontology annotation, molecular function: DNA-binding transcription factor activity, RNA polymerase II-specific; RNA polymerase II cis-regulatory region sequence-specific DNA binding; protein dimerization activity. Gene Ontology annotation, biological process: regulation of transcription by RNA polymerase II; anterior/posterior pattern specification; regulation of neurogenesis.
CCUGGAUCCGGUCACCCGGCCAUAAAGUCGCCCCAUAUGGCCAGGGGCGGCCCCACACCCAGGCACUUUGUCCUGAAGUCUCCAAGUCUCAGGCAUCAUUCCGCAGAGUGUCAUGCUCUUGGUUUGAGGGAUAAACCAGGCCUCCAGCCUAUAUCUCAGCAUGAAGGGUCCCAGCCUAGACCAGUGCCCAGUGGUCACAAUGAGUGCAUAGAUGUUGGGGGAACUGAACAUGACUGACUUAGAUCGCACAGAGCUUCUUCCACCUCCAGACAAAGUCCCUGGUGAAUUAGAUCCAGCCAGCACACUCAGGUGACUCACUAUCCCAAGUAGGAGGUAACUUUGGGGAGAAAGGUGUAUAGGAUCCAGCUCAGGGGCUGAGGGGUGCUAACUUUUUAUUUCAGUGUUAGUGGGGGUACAGUGAGCUCCCAAGAAAGCUGAAAUAAUGAAUGGGUGCGGGGUGGGGGAACUCUGAACUCCCUUCCUGAGUUCUGUCCCCAAAUUACUCCAACUCCCUCUUCCUCUAAUAACUUCCCUUCACCUAGGUUCCCGCCUCAUUAUACAGCCUUAUGGUCCUUAAACCAGCCGGUGCCGCACCGGCCCCUCAUUUCCCACACUCCCAGGCCAUUUCCACCUUUCCUCCUCCCCCUUGUGCCCCUCCCCUUUCCGGGAGCCUCGUGCCCGGGGUCGAGUCCUGUGGGAUCCUGAAGGGGCGGGCCCGGGUCCUAACCUCCCCCCUACUCGGGGCCUGCGAGAUAUAAGACUCAAGGAGAGAGGAGACUCGGUCCACACUAGGGUCCGGAGGAGCGAUGGUCACCCGGGAUCGAGCCGAGAAUAGGGACGGCCCCAAGAUGCUGAAGCCGCUUGUGGAGAAGCGGCGCCGGGACCGCAUCAACCGCAGCCUGGAAGAACUGAGGCUGCUGCUGCUGGAGCGGACCCGGGACCAGAACCUCCGGAACCCGAAGCUGGAGAAAGCAGAGAUACUGGAGUUCGCCGUGGGCUACUUGAGGGAGCGAAGCCGGGUGGAGCCCCCGGGGGUUCCCCGAUCCCCAGCCCAGGACGCCGAGGCGCUCGCCAGCUGCUACUUGUCGGGAUUCCGCGAGUGCCUGCUCCGCUUGGCGGCCUUCGCGCAAGACGCCAGCCCAGCCGCGCGCGCCCAGCUCUUCUCCGCGCUGCACGGUUACCUGCGCCCCAAGCCGCCCCGGCCGGAACCGGGAGAGCCCAGGCCCCCCGCGCCGCGCCUACCGCUGGACCCCGCCGCCCCAGCGCCCGGCCCCGCGCUCCACCAGCGCCCCCCAGUUCACAAGGGCCCCCCCAGCCCGCGCUGCGCGCGGUCCCCGUCCCCCUGCUCCCCUCGAGCCGGUGAUUCCGGCGCGCCGGCCCCCCUCACCGGACUGCUGCCGCCGCCGCCGCCUCACAGACAAGACGGGGAGCCCAAGGCCCCGCCGCCCCCGCCGCCCGCUUUCUGGAGACCUUGGCCCUGAGCUUUGAGGGGUGGGGUGGGGGCGGGGGCUGGGGGGAGGGGUAGAGACUCCAGCCCGAGGGCAGCGGAGGGACCCGGGCGUCCGGGUGAGGUGUUGGGGAGGGUGGCGGGGCGCGCGGGCGCCGCGCGCGGGUGAGAUGUGGUUUAUAUUAGAGUAUCUAUAUAAAUAUAUAUUUCCCUGGUUCCUGUCCCUUCUCCCUGCCCCCCACCCCCACCCCCGGCGUCUAGGAUUGUACCCUCUGCCCCCAGCCCAGCCCCAGUCCCUUCCCGAGUCCCUAGUGCAUGGAAUAAAGUGGUUAUCAAAUCCCCGUGUGUCCCCGAGCCAAGGGGCCUGCCUUUAUCUCGGCGUCCACGCCCACUUUCCCUCCCCUUCUGUUUCCCGCCCCCAGUCCUGCUCUCCUCGGCCCGAGCCCCGGGGCAGACAGGUAAGUAAAAAAAGAGAGCAGAGCGUAGGCUGAGGUGGGAACUGAAACCAGCUGGAAAACACUGAAAUAGGGUACGGGGAGAAGGGUGGGAGCCUUUUAAGAAAAAGCCGGAUAAAGAGGAAAAGAAAAAAACAAUGAAAUAAAAUCGACUCUGGUGGGAUUCGAACCCACAACCUUUGAAUCGCUCUUUCGUCACUAGAAGUCCAAUGCGCUAUCCAUUGCGCCACAGAGCCACCUGGCGGGCGGCAGCGUCCGACAGCUUACGGGUACUAGAAUGGGAAAAGGGCGGGGGGAGGGGGAGGGUUGUGAGGGAAUUGGGUGGGGCGUGACAGGAGCGCGCGGUUUGGACCUCAGAGGACUCCUUGGGAGAGGUAGCGUGCGCAAAGCGUGUGAGCGAAGUGGGAGUGAGGGCGCACAAGCGUGGAGGAAACAGCGCAACGGAAUAUGAGCCAGCGAGCGAGUGUGGAGCUCCAGCUGCAGGUUUGGGGAAUGCUUCUAGUUCAGGCGCACCCCACUCCCGGAUGUGGCCCCACCCGUAAGAAUAAACUGGUUUUGUUGUUAA